Molecule: messenger RNA, 1201 nt
Organism: Culicoides brevitarsis
Lineage: Eukaryota; Metazoa; Arthropoda; Insecta; Diptera; Ceratopogonidae
Product: putative ferric-chelate reductase 1 homolog
Exons: 6
Coding region: 4-657 (217 amino acids)
Source: RefSeq, a predicted model, not a curated record
AUAAUGGACGACGAAGGAAGUACUUUGUUACGACUUCAUGGAACAUUUAUGGUACUUGGAUGGAUAUUAGCAGCUUCCGUUGGUCAUGUGAUUGCCAGAUACUUCAAGAAGACCUGGAUGAUAUGGCGUAUUUACAGUUAUGACGUGUGGUUUGUGAUCCACGUUUGCUGCAUGGGCGCUCUAUGGCUCUUCACAUUGAUCGGAUUUUUGGUUGUCGUGAUUGACGUGAAGGGUUUGCGAGCAGGUUGGCAUGAAAUUAUCGGAAUUUUCCUCGUUUUAUGCACUUUGGCAUUCCCCAUUGCGGUAUUUUAUGGCCCCGAUAAAGAAUCGCCGUACUACAAAAAAUGGAAUAUGGGUCAUUUUGCUGUUGGAUCAGGUCUUCAUGUCAUUGCGAUCAUAAAUAUUUUUUUGGCAAUGCGAUUGGACUUUGACUUUCUCGAAAGUUGGAUUUCGUAUUCAGUUGGAAGUUUUUUGAUAUUUUAUAUUUUCUCACAUUUGACUUUUUCAGUUCUUGACUAUUUGGGAGACCAAAAGGAGGAACAACGGAGCAUUUAUGAAGACAAAGCGUAUUCCAAGUACCGUCAAGCAUAUUUAGGCUUAUUCACGUUCUUGCUGUUAAUUUAUUCAAUACAUUUGAUUCAAAUUCUGUGGCGAUGAUGAUGAUAACUACCGGAAUAUCUCAAUUUAUGCUCAAAUUGCAAGAAAUAUGCAGAGAACAUGUCAAAUAUUUAUUCGAAAAUGCAAAAUUAUAUCUUCCUCGGAUCUCUAUCGAUGCAAAAUGGAGGCAAAAUAUACAUUAUUAUUAUAUACAAACACAAUCCGAGUGUCAUUUGUCACGUUUGAAUUUUCAAACAACGAAGACGAAGACGAUGGAAAAAUAUUCCUUAUGCAUUUCUUAUUGACUUCCAUUUAAUGUGAGAUGAUAAAAUGUUCAGAAUUCAUUUUUUCUUUAUCGAAGGGAGAGAAAUAAUGAAAAUUGAUAACCUUGAAAAAAUAAAAAAAAAUCGAAAUUUGACCCCGACGUGAUUUGAACACGCAACCUUCUGAUCUGGAGUCAGACGCGCUACCGUUGCGCCACGGAGUCUUGUGACAAGUGCCAAUUAUGAACGAUAUUUUAGUGAUUUAUGUGAUUUUUUUUUAUGAAGAUAGAGGAAAAAAUACGGAAAAUGAGAUAAAUAUAGAAAUUAUCGCGAAUAUGAAA